Sclerotinia trifoliorum is the source of this 2348-nucleotide messenger RNA. Lineage: Eukaryota; Fungi; Ascomycota; Leotiomycetes; Helotiales; Sclerotiniaceae. The record is from the annotation of a GenBank genome assembly.
UAUACACCUCCUAGACUUUGGAUUAUAAUAAUUCAAGACGCUUUCAGAUAUUUGUAUCGUGUUGGAGGCUUGAACAACCCUUUUGCUCAACAAGCCUGGAGCUCGGACCUAAUUUGCCCAGUACUCUUCCUGGAAAUCCUCUGACAAACAAUUGCAGCUCCCCAAGACCAAGACCUCAAUCUAUCAAAUUCUAUCGUUUUCUUUGAUCUAUUCCUGCCAUUCCCAAAUUACACAUACUUGAGUCGUUAUGAGAAUCUCACAUUUGACUUAGCCAUUUUCCAGAUGAUGACAUCCGAAAGGCAGUGGAAAAGAGACUUGGAGAAAGAUAAAGCUAAGCUUGCCGAACUGAACGAACAAUAUGAAAAGAACGAGACGCUUUUGCUCGGAAAUCGUUAUCGUUCGAAGAAGAGUUCGAGAAUAUCUCCAAUGAGAAACAUGCAAGCCUUGGGAGAUGGAAAACUCUUAUCAAUGUAAGUUAUUCAAUUAUUUUUUCUCAAUUCAGAAAUUCAUGGCUGAUAGUUAGUGUAGAGUGCCGCAAAAAAUAGCACUCUGCUAGAGCCCGCUGAGUUUAAGGCACUUGAGCACGGCAAAAGACGGUCAAUUAAGAUUGGUCCCAAAACAAGUGCACAGGAAGUGAAGAAGGCUCUUGCUAUGCACGGUGGAUCUAGGCAUAACGAAAUUAAGAAGAGAGAGAUUGCUGAGUGGAAACGGAAUCAAGAAGAAUUUGGUGCGUGUAUGGUUGUCAGUUUCAUAGACACUUUUUGCUAGUUAUUCCCUACUGAUAGUGCGUACAGGAUAUCUUGAGAAAAGAGAAUCGCAUCCUUGGUUUUAGUUCAAGUGAAAAACAAUUUGACUCCUGCUUCGAUGAAUCAGCCUGCCACCCUCGUGCAGCUCUCGAGCACGUCUUCUACCAUACAUCCUCUCGCAGGCCAUCAUCGGACAAGAGACUUGAGAACGAGAACUCUCAGCUUUUAGAACAACUUAGUACAGUAAAGAGACAGCUUGAAGAUCUCACGGAGGACUACAGAAGCCUUGAGUAUGAAAAGUUCAAACUUGUUCAGGAUAAUUCAGAGAUUUCUGAUUCUUUGAAGUCAACACAGUACCUGAUAAAACAGAUUGCUGAGAAUAGAGACGAGCAUGUUCUAACCAACAGAAGAUAUGCCGGGGAAACAAAGGCUCGAAGCUGCGCUGGAGUCUGCACAGGCGCAGACGAAAACGCAGCCAUGGUGGAACCCGGUAUGCAAAGUCACUUUCGAUGAUACCAAUGGCGACUUGAGAGAGGAGGUCAAAAUUUAUCCAAUUCUUUGGUGAAGAUGAAGUGUAACAGGGAGCCACACGACAUUCUUAGAGAUAUCGGUAUUCGGUCUCGUCUUGAAUUCCUCCGCACCUCCAAGGCGCACGAAUAUCCCGUCAUUCAACACCGCUCGCAUCACAACAUCAUUUCUCCCAGUUGCCCAGGACUCGAUAUCGACUUCCACGCUCCGGGAAUAGGUACUUCGGCAAGUAAUUCAUAUGGAGGAAAUGUCCGAGCUGAUGCGGCAUUACUUAUUAUCAACUCCAGCCACCGUGCAAAGUUCGAAAAAACAUUCCAAACAAUCUAUAGCGUUGCCCUGGACGACUUAAAGCUAGGCUGUAAUGACAAGUUUGCACCGCAAUCUAAGGUAACAGAGAUAGCGAACUUGAGAGGAACGAUGGCACAUCUAGGAUGCUUCACACAACAUACUCCAGAUAAGGACGCAGAUGACAGAUUCUUGACUCUUGCGGAGUAUUGUGAAUCAGAGUUUGAGUGUGCAAUUCAAAGAUCGUCUACAGCUCUCCAGGCUGCGAAAGCAUUCAGCAAUGAUUCGUAAAUUAUUGAAGCCUAACACUCUGCGUGAGAUUUGUGACGCGGUUGUGGAAAGAAGCAAGGUUGAUGGUAGUUAUUUAUGGUAGAGUGGAGAGUUUAUUUGGUACUAGAAAUGAUGUUAGGUGCAUGUACAUUCGUAUGGAAAGGGUGAUUGGCAGUAACUUUACGAGGUUAGAGUUUAGAAUAAUGUGGUUCGGGUACGUACACUGUACCAGCUAGAGUUUCACAUGGAUGGCAGGUUUCUUCUACAGAAUUAGUGCUAAUCCACAUAAUUUCGUCUAAUUCUAUCGAGAAUAAACUGCGGCUAAGUGCCAUUCAAUGAUAGAAAGACGCAAGGUGUGGGACGGUCGGAAUUGUGAAAAAUCCAGAUAAAUAGUUGUAUACAAUUUUUAUUUAUCUGCGGGAGAAAUAUACCCGCUCUAUACCUUUUCCGUCUAUAAUUGCUUCCCAGCUCCAAAUCUGCCGCCGCUAUGUUCCUGCCAGCUCUCCGAUCCUAUACUCC